AUGGUGAUGUCACAGAGCACCUACACCUUCCUGACGUGUUUCGCUGGCUUCUGGGUGGUGUGGGCCUUGAUCGUCAUGCUUUGCUGCUUCUGCAGCUUCUUGCAGCGUAAGUUGAAGAGGCGGCGGGACGCCCAGCCGCCCGAGCAGAGCCUCCAUAGCCUGGAAAUGGACUCCCUUGAGAAUCGCGGCUGCCCACCAAGAGAGCCUGUGCACCUGGGCCCACCGCAAGCUCUGUGCCCGUCUCUGCAGUCUCUCCAUGCCAUUCCGCAGGGCAGCUGGCCGGCUUCACAAGAAGCCGAUGUUUUUGGGAAACCACCUUCCUACGAGGAUGCGGUCCUGAUGGAGGACCCGCCACCUGCCUAUAGUGAGGUUCUAGCUGACAUUAGAGGGGGGACCUACACCAAACCCGAUGCAAGGACAUCCAGGGAGCUGCAGGACUCCGAAAAGAGCAAGACGCGCCCUGACACUCUCGCAGCCCGCGCGUACUCUUCCCUCAUCCACCUCCCUGCAGCGGAACACUGGGAUUCUUUAGGCUGCUUCCUAUCCACUAUGGAUAUGAACCGCAACAACCUCCCUCUGCCUGCCUCCGAGUCCUCAGUCAUGGCCCCGCCUCCGCUCCGGGGAAGCUUCUCUGGUGGACAGGUUCCAGACCGGCCUUUACCGGACCAGACCUGUGACCUGCCGACCGCUAUCCUCGUGUUCGGCAGGAGUACAGCUGUGUAAGCCAGAAUCUGCGCCAGAACACGCCUCUGUCACCCAGACUGUGAGAGAAGUAAAGAAUUUCCUCCUUUUAUGCUGCUGUGAAGCGAAUGGGCCUCGUGAAGUAACCGCCAGCUUUAUGCAGUGACGCAGAAUACUCCAGUGAGGUGUAUGCACGCACUGUAGCUGUUCAGAACCCUGCAGUUAGUGUCCUGUGACAGGUGAAAAAAAGAAAAGAAAAAAUAACAUUCUACUUGAAAAGUACUUUAGUCUGACGUGCUUGUGCACUAACAUGCAGGAACAUUUUAUUUUUUUGUUUGUUUUCGCUAAGUUCACCCCGCUAGCCGAAUGCCUCUGUGUGGUGAGUAGCAUAUGCUUAAUGUAUAGGUUUAGAGCUGAUGCAGCCAAGUAAUGCACAUCCACUGAUAGCAGUUUAUUCACAGAGAUAUACUGUGAGGAUAUACAUUUAGUGACAGUCCUUUUUUAAAAUUUUAAAUUUCUGUAAAUAAAACAAGAAAUACUGUGAUUUUCCAGUCUUAAAGCACAGCCUUUUAUUAAACUUAUUUUAUUGAACACCUACUGGCUAUUUCCAAAACUGCCAAGGAAAAAAAAAGGAAGUUACUAUCUUAUUGUAUUUGCUUGUCCUUUGUCAUGUGGACAUCUGUUGAGCGUUUUAAAUUCUUUAGUCCAGUCUGGCCUAAGAUCCCGCUACGAGCAUUCUUUCUACGUAUAUCAUGUGUGAUGCAUUUGUCCCUGCAGGCACUGCAUUUACAUUUUAUUAAUUUAGCAGACACUUUUAUUCAAAGCAACAUUCAAUUCAGGACAAAGGAUCACACAGUCCCUAGAGCAGUUUAUGGGCUCAGGGGCCCAACAGUGACAUCACUCUGCAAACCCUGGGAUUUGAAUCAGCGACCUUCUGAUCACAAGAUCACGACCCGCUGAGCCACACACCACACUACACUAGAAAAUAAAGCCAUUUUAUUGGUGCCUGUGGGGAAAUUCUCAUUUUGCCUACCCCAUCUAGCUGCCCAUGACACACACGUAGGUGAGAGUAAGCCUGGCAGUGAAGGGCAGCCACCUGCAGCGGCGCCCAUGGAGCUGGGGGUUAAGGGCCUUACUCAAAGCCCCACGGACACGUAGCUAUUCUGCCAGACUCAAACCGGCAACCUUCUGGUCACAGAUACAGAGGCAUAGCCCACUAAGCCACAUUCUGCCCCAUUACCUGAAUUAAUUUAAUUGGAUGUACAACUUAAUUUGGGGUUUGGGUUGGCCUCCUUUAUUCUCAUUUUAAUAUCAUACAUUGUAUCCCAAAUUUAUGAAUGCCUGCUGUUUAUACCACCAGGCAGUACUGCCUCCUAGUGGUGACUGACACAAUAACACCAACAUGUCAAGGGAUAAGCGUUCAAGAGAAGUGAAUGAAGUUAGCAGAUGCUUCAUAAGGAAUAACCUUUGGGAAUGAAAUCUUACGCCCUGGCAGAACAACCUCAACGUUACGGGAUUAGAUUAAACCUUUGAAGUGUGUCCCAUGAUCUGCAGCUUUUUGCAGUGCUCUCAUACACUGGACCCACACUGGGAUGUAACUAGAACCGGGAGCAUAAACACUUAUCUGACUUUUAUUGUGUUUUUCUAUAUCUAUCAAAAUUGAAUAUUUUCCUAAUGUCACCCAAUGGAGCAUAAAUCUCGAGCAAACGCUUGACAGAUAUGUCGCCUGAAAAACACGCAACUUCUCACGUGCUGGAGAAUGAAUCAGCAGAAGCGACAAUGUUUUGCAUACCAAAGGCACCAAAUGUGAUGCUAAUAUUAUUAUUUGCCUUCAGCACUGGUUGAACUUAUUGUUCAACAGAAAACAUGAUGUUGCUUUGGCAUUUUGAAAUGUUCCCCAGCAUAGAAAACAUUAAUGUCAUGAACUUACAUGUCUAGGGUAAUGUGUAUUCCUGCUCACCAAAUUAUUGUCCUCUGCUUAUAUUUUGAAGGUAUCUUUUUUUCCUUUUAACAGUAAUCCGUAAUGGUAAUGUAUUAUUAAUUGAUACAGUAAAAACCAAAUGAUAAAUAAUGGAACAUUUGGCAUAUUUAAGUGUACUUGAAAACCCCCAAGAUAACAGCAGCUGUGUGGACAUUGCAAUUUAAAGGGGACUUUGCCGCUAGAUAUGACCGCUGUCACAGCCCACGCCAUUUGCUGGGCCUGCUCCUUUAAGACACACGCCGAGCGCAAGCCUGGAAUGAAAUGUUUUGUCACACUUUUUCCUCAUGAAAACUAGACCACUGGUGGCAGAACCUCUAAAUCAUCAUUAACGUACCUUUAUUAACAUUUAAUCAGUUUUUGAAAAGUCUUUCAGGAGAAUAUUACACUAUUUGUUAUAUAUAUUGGUUUUAUAGGUAGACCUUGUCAGCAACUAAUUGUCUUUGACCCAGUAAUUUUACCAGGAUUGUUGGAGGCUGACAAAGGUUUUGGAACUUGCAGCAUCCCCAAGCUCACAUUCUGCUUAAUUCCCGUAGGCGUCACAACCGAAAUCCAAAAGCUCCAGAUUUAAACUGACAUACCACAACGCAGCUGGGAAUCUGCAAACACUGAGCACAUAUACCGAGAGAAAAACUGGCCUCUAACCCAGUGUAACACUGUGAUGAAACAGGGGUACGCUCGCCCCCCCAAGUCGGGCACGAGAAGGAAGGUCUGGAAAGUAGUUUUACGAAUUAAAUCCAGCAUUAUGGAUUAAUGUGAGUAGGAAUUACAUUAUGUGCUAAUUAGACCUUUCUGUUUGCGCGUGAAAGUUUACCAACAGAUCGUUCUUACAAAGGACUAUGACUGUUGUCAUAUAUUAAAAUUCGUAUUAUUAUUAAAAUUAGUUUGCAUAUCCGUGAAAGCCUUUUACCUGAGUA
Brienomyrus brachyistius is the source of this 3576-nucleotide messenger RNA. Its product is annotated as proline-rich protein 7-like. The transcript is spliced from 2 exons. The record is from RefSeq and is a predicted model, not a curated record. NCBI's taxonomy places the organism in Eukaryota, Metazoa, Chordata, Actinopteri, Osteoglossiformes, Mormyridae. The coding region runs from base 1 to 723 and encodes 240 amino acids.